AUGGCCCCAGGAGGCAUCAUCUACAAGGAAGAGAUCGAGCCACGCAUUGCAUAUUUGGAUUAUGAUACAGGCCAUACGGCAACUUCUAAUGCUGAUUUAAGAGGCUCCCCUUUCAGAAAUCUGGGAAAACAAUCGAGUAGUAACGUGCAAGACCUUCUUGAAUGUCCUGUUUGCUUCACUAUAAUGUAUCCUCCAAUUUUCCAGUGCCCAAAUGGCCACACUCUAUGUUCACAAUGCAGGGCGAGAGUAAAGAACGCUUGUCCAAUUUGCCGUGGAGAGCUAGGAACUAUAAGGUGCUUGGCUCUGGAAAAAAUUGCCGAGUCAAUAGAACUCCCUUGCAAAUACCAAAGUAUGGGAUGUUGUGACAUAUUUCCCUACUACAGCAAGCCAAAGCAUGAAAAGAACUGUAAACAUCGUCCAUACAAUUGCCCAUAUGCUGGAGCUGAAUGUUCUAUCACUGGUGACAUCCCACUCCUCAUCAAGCAUCUCAAGAAUGAUCACAAGGUUGACAUGCAUGAUGGAUGCACCUUCAAUCACAGAUAUGUCAAGUCUGAUCCCCGAGAAAUCGACAACGCCACAUGGAUGUUAACUGUUUUUAAUUGUUUCGGCCGACAGUUUUGCUUGCACUUUGAGACUUUUCUUAUAGGAAUGUCACCUGUUUACAUGGCCUUCCUGAGAUUCAUGGGUACUGAAGACGAAGCAAGGGAAUUUAGUUAUAGUAUUGAAGUUGGUGGAAAUGGCAGAAAGCUUACAUGGCAAGGAGUUCCCAGAAGUAUAAGGGAUAGCCAUCAGAAAGUUAGAGACAGCCAAGAUGGACUGAUCAUUCAGAGAAACUUGGCACUUUUCUUCUCCGGAGGGGAUCGGCAGGAGUUAAAACUGAAAGUUUCCGGACGGAUAUGGAAAGAACACGCAUCCGCAGCUGCUAAAACCCUAAACCCUCUCACCACCACCAAAAACCACAGAGAAAUGAUCAUAGCUAGAAACCUCUCUGCUUCAAAAACAAAACUCCAGCCUCUCUCAUCUCUCUACUUUCUUGCUCAAUCACCGUUAACACCAUCAAAACCCCAUAAUUACUAUUAUAAUUUAUACACCCAAAACCCCACCAAAACGAAUUGUUUUUUCUCUUCAAAACCCACUAAUUCAAACCCACCAAAGCACCAAACUUUCCUUUCUUUGCCUCUUACCCGAGAUGGAAAUUACGACGAGGCCACACCUCCGGCCACCGUCUGCCCUGGCUGUGGGGUCCACAUGCAAGACGCAAACCCAAAACACCCUGGUUUCUACAAACAACCAUCAAUUAAAGAUCCGGAUUACAAGUCUGACACCAACUUAGUACCCAUCUCGCUAGAGUCAGAAUUUUCAAGUUCCCUUAAAAGGGGUUUGUUUGUUGAACCUGGUAAGCAAAAACCAGAUCUUGAUUUGACUGAAAAUGAAUCAGUUUUGGAGAAAAGGCCGCCUGUAGUGUGUGCUAGGUGUCACUCUUUGAGACAUUAUGGGAAAGUUAAGGACCCAACUGUGGAGAAUUUGUUGCCUGAUUUUGAUUUUUAUCAUACAGUUGGUAAGCGUUUGGUUUCGAGUUCUGGAGCCCGGACUGUGGUUCUUUUGGUGGUUGAUGCAGUGGAUUUUGAUGGGUCGUUUCCCAAAAGAGUGGCUAAGUUAGUUUCGGAUUCGAUUGAGGAAAAAUUCACUGCUUGGAAAGAAGGGAAGUCAGGAAAUGUGGCUAGGAUUGUCCUUGUAGUUACUAAGCUUGAUUUGUUGCCUAGUUCAGUGUCGCCGAUAGGAUUUGAAUAUUGGGUUAGGCGAAGAGCGAGGGAAGGUGGUGCUAGUGUGAUAAAGAAAGUGCAUUUUGUGAGUUCGGUGAGGAAUUGGGGGUUGAAGAAUUUGGUUGAUGAUGUGAUUGAAUUGGCAGGUGCUAGAGGUCAUGUAUGGGCUGUGGGGGCACAGAAUGCAGGGAAGAGUACGCUGUUGAAUGCAAUGGCGAAGUGUGUUGGUGGCAAGGAAAGGAAGGUUAGUUAUUUGACGGAGGCUCCUGUACCAGGAACAACGUUGGGGAUUGUUAGGGUGGAAGGUGUUCUUCCAGGGCAGGCAAAGUUAUUUGACACUCCGGGGCUUUUGAAUCCACGGCAGAUUACGACAAGGUUGAAUAGGGAGGAGCAGAGGCUUGUGCAUAUCAGCAAGGAGUUGAAACCUAGGACUUACAGAAUCAAGGAGGGUGAUUCAAUUCAUAUUGGUGGACUCAUGAGGCUGGAUAUUGACGAAUUAUCAGUAGAUUCUCUAUAUGUCACAGUGUGGGCAUCUCCAUAUCUUCCAUUACAUAUGGGCAAAACGGAAAAUGUAAGCACCAUGGUAGAAGACCAUUUUGGUCGUCAGUUACAGCCUCCAAUUGGGGAUAAGCGAGUCAAAGAGCUUGGAAAAUGGGUGAGACAGGAAUUCCGUCUCUCUGGGAACAGCUGGGAUUCAAGUUCUGUAGAUGUUGCUGCUGCUGGUCUUGGUUGGUUUAGUAUUGGACUCAAAGGAGAGGCAAUCUUGGGUGUUUGGACAUACGAAGGAGUUGAUGUUGUUCUUCGCAAUGCUUUAAUUCCUAAUAGAGCUCAUACUUUUGAAGUAACAGGAUUUACUGUGUCGAAAAUUGUCUCGAAGGCUGACCAGGCUUUGAAUAAAUCUCUGAGCCAAAGUGAAAAGGAGAGGAAACAAAGUAACCAAGAAGUAGCUGCACCGGCUGAAUCAUUAAUAUCAGCAUUUAAUACAGAUGCAAAUCCUUGCUAG
This is a messenger RNA of Dovyalis caffra, 2766 nucleotides long. Lineage: Eukaryota; Viridiplantae; Streptophyta; Magnoliopsida; Malpighiales; Salicaceae. The record is from the annotation of a GenBank genome assembly.